UACAAAUCUCGAGAAAAUAAUUUAAUUAAUUUUACACGGUGAUAGAUACAUUUCUUAAUUUCUUCAAUUAAUUAUACAUAUUUCCAAGUUAAAUAAGCAUAAAGAAUAUAAUCAAACGAUCGAUAAUGAUAAAACAGUACGUGGAAGAUAUUGUAUACUUUGUAAUAAAUCUAAAAAAUAAGUUUAAUUAAUUCGAUGGGGGAUAAAAUAAAUCUAUUUUUAAUUUCUUCAUUUGGUCAUACAUACUUUGAAGUGUAAAAUAUGAAAGGAAUGUACGUGUGUUUAAUGAACGAUAGAGAAGGAAAAAGAGAAAGAGAGAGAAAGAGUGAGAGGUGCUUCGACGAGUUUUGAAUUUGGCGCGUUUUCGCUGGUUGCACGGCAGCCAUAUUGACUAUAUACUCCCGAGCAACUUGGAGGAUGUUUGUGCGUACCUGGCACGAUCGCUGCUCUCUCGCGUUCGCUGUUUUAUUCACCGUGUAAACGCAUUCAUAUUAACGCGUCAAAUUCGGUAUCGGGCGGUAAUUAAUACGCUUCUUGAUUUAGUUUAUUUCUUUUGACAUGUCAAGCCAAAUAUGCUUAAAGUGGAACAGCUUCCUGAACAAUAUCGCGACGAGCUUCGAGAGUCUUUGGGAGGAAGAAGGCCUGGUGGACGUGACACUUGCUAGUGAUGGACAGUGUCUUACGGCACACAAAGUUAUACUUUCUGCCAGUAGUCCAUUCUUCAAGAAAGUCUUCCAGGCAAACCCAUGCCAGCAUCCAGUCAUAAUACUGCAAGAUGUCCGCUUUUGUGAGCUUGAAGCAUUACUUAUAUUUAUAUAUAAAGGAGAGGUUAAUAUAGAGCAGAAAAAUUUACCAGCAUUAUUGAAAGCUGCUGAGACGUUGCAAAUACGUGGCUUGUCGGGGGGAGAUAUAUUCUCUAAGGAUUCUUUCAAGAGGCUGGCGGAUUUGGAACAAAGCAUUGACGUGGAUAUACCUGUCGUCAAGGAAGAAACACCUAAAAAGAAACAAAAAGUUUGUAAACAACAUAACAAUUCUAUACUGGAGAAGGCGUUAACACCUAGAAUAUCGCAAUCUGAAAAUACUAGCGAAUCCAAUGAAAGCGAACAAAGCGGGAAAGACAUAGAUCAUGGUUCGGCUGAUGUUUUGCCAGAUCCUGUGUUUCAUCGUUUAGAAAUGAAAAUAGAACCGUUAGAGAUGACACCGGAAGAUUUACAAACAAGAAGCUCCAUCGAAAAAGAUCCAACGGAAAGAUUGGACACUGGACAAAUGGAUGGAAUACAAGGGUCUUCGAAGCGGGCAGUGACGAUAAUUGCGGAAGCACAGGAAAAAUCGAGUUUUCGAGUAUCUGAACUAAUUCCCGAGGAGAAGAAUCCAAAUUGGAAAACUUCGAAGGAUGGAAAGGAUGAAUCCUGUAUCUCGGAUGUACAAAAUCGAAGAGAAGGAGGAGGAGGAGGAGAGUCAGGAAUCCUCAAGUUGGAGUUGUCUUCUUCUAAGAAACUAUUGACAACAGAAACUACAACAGAUUCCUUAUCGUUGGAACAAGUUGCCGGAGGAUCCCGUCCGAGUGGUUCGGAUUUUUCUGAGGAAACAGUCAAAGGAGGUUCCGUUUAUCUACCAUUUCCCUGUCCCUUUUGCGAUCGUGCCUACACCAGUUGGGGAUUUCGAAGAAGACAUAUCAAAGCUGUUCAUACUAUUUCACCAUCCCUUAAUUGCAAGUGGUGUCCACAGGUUUUACCAACGCAUACCGCUUGGAAACAGCACGUCAUAUACGCGCACAACCUGUCCGCGAACGACGCCCAUAAUGGUCUAUUGAUCUUGGAAGAAGCUCACAUGGUCUUGCAGAUAGUACGACCAACAAGAUUGGAUACCCUGGUGAACAUUAUCAAGCAAAGUUCCCAACAAAAUGAUCAUUCGCAGGUCGACAAAGAUUAAUACUUUUCUUUCAUGGAUUCUAACGAUUUCUAUCGAUAUGAUCCAAAAGUUGGAAGAGUAGAGAAGUUUUUUUUUUUUUUCUUUUUCUUUAAAAAAAGAUGUCCAAGUAAAUUUUCAAUUUACUCUUUACCCUCGCUCCUUCUCAUAAUUCCCGUGUUCAUCACACGUGUCAACUUAAUUGUCCAAGUAUAUAAGUUGUUUUUAUUUUUAUACACGAUUUAUAUAUUCGGAUAAAAAAUUAUUUCGUUUGUCGUUGUAUGUGUGGGAUAGGAACGAAAUAAUUUUUAAGAAGGGCUUAUGACAUUACUUUUUCUUUUUUCAAUAUCAUUCAUUUAUUUUUAAUUAAUUUUCUUUUUUGUGUUCGUAUAUAAUAAUCGUACAUUAUUCGAAUCUUAUUGUUGCUUAUAAUUCGUUGCAAGCGAUAAUACUUAUGUAAUCGAUAAGAUUAAUCAUAGUUCAUAUAAAUGAUUAUUCGAUAAAAUUGAUCAUGGAAUUGCGCUCGAAUGGAGGACAUUAUGAAGUGCGCUUUCUUCGUGGCUUCGUACAAUCAGUUCCGUUAAACAAAUCAAAGUUUGCGUGUAUCGGUAAGAUUAUUUCGGAGGUCGUAGAAGAUAAGGACAAAUACGAUUCUUUAAGUUACGUGAACGAGGGGGAGGCAGGUGAUUGGUGAUGUGGAAACGAACCGUGCUAGAUACACAAUGACGUGUUAUAUCAAUCAUUAGUAUUUCUCUUAUGAAUGAAAACUAAUGAAUAAUUCGAAAAC
Messenger RNA from Polistes canadensis, 2695 nucleotides. RefSeq names its product transcription factor GAGA-like. Bases 559 to 1932 code for a protein of 457 amino acids. Gene Ontology annotation, molecular function: DNA binding; protein binding. The record is from RefSeq and is a predicted model, not a curated record. Gene Ontology annotation, cellular component: nucleus. Gene Ontology annotation, biological process: regulation of transcription by RNA polymerase II. NCBI's taxonomy places the organism in Eukaryota, Metazoa, Arthropoda, Insecta, Hymenoptera, Vespidae. The transcript has 5 exons.